Molecule: messenger RNA, 2001 nt
Organism: Filobasidium floriforme
Lineage: Eukaryota; Fungi; Basidiomycota; Tremellomycetes; Filobasidiales; Filobasidiaceae
Exons: 6
Coding region: 1-2001 (666 amino acids)
Source: RefSeq, a predicted model, not a curated record
AUGACAACAAAUAAUCGAAGCCGGGGCGCGACACUGGCCAUCUGGGUCGCGCUGAAUAUCCUUCGUCUCGUCGGCUUCGGAGCCAUACUAUGGGCCAUCGUCGUACAAGGCAUCUUGUUGAAAAACGAUGUAGCCGCUGUAUCGCAACCCACUUCGAGCGGCAACACCACCAGUGCCAACGCGACCUCGAGUCCGGGGUCGAUCGAUCCGUUCCAAAAGGUCGCAACGCAACUCCCAACCGGAACCGAUCAACCUGAUAACUCUAUUCAAUCGACAUCCGCGGUGACCUAUAUCACUAUGGGUACACCGCCAGCGCCUAGCAAUGUGCCAUCGUUAUUGUUUCCCGGAGGGGCUGUGCCAACGAGUUUGGCUACAGACGCGGUCAUUCCGAUGGCUACUCCUGCAGCUGCACCGAUGUUUACGCCUCCUGUCGUUCCUACGUAUACUUCUGUCGGGCCAGCUCCGAGCGAAAACGCGCGUUCCAACUUCCUUAAUGUGCCUCAGAAGAGAGCCGAAGACUCGCAACCCCAGGUCACGUCAACGGAGCGGUACCUUGUCGAUUCGACGGUGCCGAUGCAACCGGGAGGAAUGGUGUUCGCCAUUUUGCACCGAAUUUUCUCCAUUCUGGCCUUGCUAGUCCUGUUCCUGGGAGAGGUCGGGCUUCCCGAGGUAUUUCUUUUGCGACAUCUGAGUGCAAUAAGUCUCGUCGGGAGUCCGCUGUGGCUCGGAUUGGGGAAGAUUUGGUUUGGCGUGGAUGCGCAACGUCAUUUCGUGGCCCCGGGGCUCCUCCUGUCCGGACAAUUCUUGAUCGCCUCGGGAGUCCUGAAUGUCUUGAUGGCAAUACCAUUGGCAUUCAAACAACGUCGAGCCCGGUCUUUGCCUCAUUUGCGACCACGAGAGGUCUUUUUCAACUUCAACGUUGGCCAACGGCUUUGUUUCUGGAAGCCGAUUCCAGAAUUGGCGUACAUCAUGGCGUACGACCGGAACGGCUUGGAUGCGGUCAAGGCCAGAAUGGGGGAUCUCGAGGAAGAUGAUCAGGAUCGUGAUCAGGAAGAGGACCAUGAUGACGAGAAAUACGCAAGCGAUAUCGAAUCCGGGUCUGGCGAAUACCCGACGUUUACUGGAGGGAGUUUGACGGAUCCCAAGAGCCAGAUCGAGCAGUUCGAUAGGCGGCAACGCGGGGAUGAGCGGUCGAAUGAUGAGACCGAUGACGACGACAACAACGAAGAAUACCUGGAAGAGGCCAAACCCACACCGCCAGCAGUCAUGCCCGGGAUACCUCCCCAAUUGCAAGGGAUCGUACGUGACGUACGGCCGAGGUUCGGGUCGACCUCGGCGGUCCCGGCGAUCAACUUGAUGCCGAGUACACCUUCGACGAUCGCUUCAAGGUCCAGGUCCGGAUCUAGGCCGCAGACCAUGUCCAGCGUCAUGUCCGGCUCGUCUCAUGGAUCUACGAGAUCACGUCGGAUGACCCUGAUCAAGGAGGCCGCCGGGAGUUUCCCUGCCCCACCUGAUCGUCCAAUUGAUAUCGAGCUUGGCACCGGGGUCCCCAAGAGCAAACCGAAGGCUCAACUAGUCAACCCCAAGAUGGAUGAAUCCCGCUUGAUGCCUCCCAAGAAGCGGGGUGGGAGGUCCAGGAGCUCGAGCUCGAGCGAGUUAUCCCAAGUAUCACGUCCAGCGCCGCGGAGAGCUGCCAGCGUGGAUGUCGAAUCCCCUACGACGACCGAAACGAUGCAAGACCUGAGCCAAUGGAAGAUGCCAGUCAGGCCUGUAUCGGCGAUGAAGAACCCGACCGGGAAAUCAAGACAGUCCGUGAGGUUCGACUUGAAGAGGUCUUCCUCCGAAUCGACGUCAUCGGUGCAUGAGCCAUCCCAUCGAGAUCCACGUCAAUCAGGUGGAGGAUAUACAGCGCCGUAUGUCGAAGAUUACGACGAGGCUUACUCGGCGUAUGCGAGCGAAGGCUCAACAGAGCUGACGUAUCGUAGCAAAGCCAAGGUUUAG